Molecule: messenger RNA, 960 nt
Organism: Phytophthora sojae
Lineage: Eukaryota; Oomycota; Peronosporomycetes; Peronosporales; Peronosporaceae
Exons: 2
Coding region: 1-960 (319 amino acids)
Biological process (GO): water transport; glycerol transmembrane transport
Cellular component (GO): plasma membrane
Molecular function (GO): water channel activity; glycerol channel activity
Source: RefSeq, a predicted model, not a curated record
AUGGAGGAAGCAAGCUUCGUGAACAGCGGGGACAUCUUCUCCCUCACCGACAAGUCGGGCUACCAGAUUCACCGAUACACCAAGACCGGAGGCGGCAACGUGCCGCAGCACCGCCGACGCAUGCCUCGGUCUCAAUCGACAUACACGAUGCUGCACGAAACCAACCGCAGUCAUAUCUACAUUCCCCCAAGCAGUCGAGAGCACAUCCUGUUCGUGACCAAGAGCGUGCACAUGCGCGAGUGCCUGGCCGAGUUACUCGGUACGCUCGUGUUCCUGUGCUUCGGUAUCGGCGCGAACAAUCAGGUGAACCUUUCAGACGACGCCAACGGGACGUGGCUGAGCGUCAACCUCUGCUGGGGGAUCGGUGUGCUCAUCGGCGUGUACGUCGCGGAGGGGAUCAGCGGCGCGCACUUGAACACGGCCGUCACCUUCACGCACGCGGUGUUCAGCCCGCAGACGUUUGGGGCAUUCUGCGCCUCUGCGUUGAUCUACGUGCUGCACUACCAGCGGCUGAUGGACGAGGACCCGGACAGCAACACCACUCAAGGCAACUUCGCGACGUUCCCGAGAGACAAUAUCUCCAACCUCACUGCGUUCUACAGCGAGACACUGGGGACGGCGUUGCUGCUGAUGGCGAUCUACGCGAUCACGGACGAGCGCAACCGCGGCGCCGGGCCGGUCGGCACGCCCUUCGCGUUCGCGAUGCUCUUCAUGGCGCUGGGCAUGGCGCUGGGCAUGAACACCGGCUACGAGCUGAACCCCGCGCGCGACUUCGGGCCGCGGUUGUUCACACUUCUUGCUGGGUAUGGCCCAAAGGUGUUCAGCGACCACGCGCACUACUUCUGGGUCCCGAUCCUCGGUCCGCCUAUUGGGGGCGUUAUGGGCGCUGGGUCGUACUUCUUCAUCGUGCAGCUGCAGCACGGCGACGACGACGAGGAGGAGAGCGACGUGCUUCAGUAG